AUGCUCUUCGACUUCCACCGCAUCGAAAACGCAAAGAAACCCCAAAGCGUCCACGCGACCUAUGUCAUCUCCGGCAUCCAAAAACCACCACCACCACCCGGGACAACCGGCCAUGGCGCGAAUGACGAGGACGCAAUCAUGCAGAGCAGCCCUUACAUGCCCAGCUCUAUGCCGAACCAAGACCCCGCGGACGCGGUGCGCGUCACCUCCCUCAUCCUAACUCGCGAGGAGGACCUGGAAGCUGCCAAAUCCACCUUUGAGUCGGUCUCAACAAUACAUGUCUACAGUGUCCAGCCAACGGUGCUGCAGGACCUGAAUGUCUUGACGGAUGUGACUCGGGAGACGUGGAGUGCGCAUGUCCAUGAGGAUCCGUUGGAACUUGGGAAGCAAUGGGGUAUGAUCCAGAACACGCAUGUCCAGCGGCGAACGGGGGCGCGGCCACCACCACCACUAGCUCCGGCUGCGAAAGCGGCCGAAACGUCGGAAUCGACGGUUCCAGCCAAGCGGCCAUUUCAGAAGGAGGCGCCUCCUAAAAAGACGGACGAGCGGGCCUCGAAGCAGUCCACUCCAGCUUCGGACUCUCAGUCAUCUGCGAAACCAGCAACCAAGGCGCCCAAGCGCGAGAAGAGUGAUCUUUUCAGCUCAUUUGCCAAGGCCAAGCCGAAGCCGAAGAAAGCAGAAGAUGAGGAAUUGUUCCCGGACCAGGGAGACAGAAAGACCGAACCGGCCAAUCGUGAAAGCAGGAAAGAGCGCGAGGAGAAGCUCAAACAGAUGAUGGAGAAUGACGACGCUGACGAUGAGGAAAUGCCCGAUGCCGACGAAGAGGAGCCACCCCGCGAGCCGACGCCACCAGUGGAGCAGCCACCCAAGCCUGCCGAGCUGAAGGAGGAAGCCACCGUCCAGGGUGGGCGGCGGCGGGGCAAACGACAAGUCAUAAAGAAGCGGACGGUCAAGGACGAAGAGGGGUAUUUGGUGACCCGAGAGGAGGCUACAUGGGAGUCCUUCUCCGAAGAUGAGCCGGCACCCAAAAAGAAACCCGCGGUCCAGGUGGGCAAGGGCAAGGCUGGGAAGGGCCAGGGCCAGGGGAACAUCAUGUCGUUCUUUGGGAAGAAGUAG
Messenger RNA from Penicillium riverlandense, 1116 nucleotides. RefSeq lists its product as uncharacterized. Bases 1 to 1116 code for a protein of 371 amino acids. The record is from RefSeq and is a predicted model, not a curated record. NCBI's taxonomy places the organism in Eukaryota, Fungi, Ascomycota, Eurotiomycetes, Eurotiales, Aspergillaceae. The transcript is spliced from 6 exons. Gene Ontology annotation, biological process: DNA strand elongation involved in DNA replication; DNA replication; nucleotide-excision repair, DNA gap filling. Gene Ontology annotation, cellular component: delta DNA polymerase complex; nucleus. Gene Ontology annotation, molecular function: DNA-directed DNA polymerase activity.